GUCGCACGUCGGGCAUUCAGUAGGACUCGGCCAUUUCUCUCGCGAAGCACAGCGACUCGCUCGGCCGCGCGACGUUUUUUUUUUUCGCGACCACAUCGUGCGGGUACUCCCGGAAGUUUUGCAAAAUAACGCGACGCAAAAGGAUGAUACACUCCGGGCGCACCAGGCUCGAGAAAAAAGUAAGUCGCGUGGGAGUGAUAGGAAGGGGCCAGGUCGGCCAACAGGCGGUCCAAGAUUCCGGUUCCGGCGGACAAUGGUGGCGGCAGCAGCAUCCUUCCUAUUAUCAUCAUCAUCGCCAACAUCAUCACCAUUAUCAUCAUCAGGCCGGUUACUCUACAUCGCAAUCGCACACUCACAACAACCCUGUCACUACCAUGAAGCAAUCCUACAUGCAGCUAACAUGGGUGUUUCACGAUGACGAGGCGCAGAUUAACAAGAAACUGCCAAAAGAAUUGCUACUCAGAAUUCUUUCGUACCUCGAUGUCGUAUCGCUAUGCCGUUGUGCCCAAGUAAGCAAGGCCUGGAACGUGUUAGCGCUCGAUGGGUCCAAUUGGCAGAGGAUCGAUCUCUUCGACUUUCAACGAGAUGUGGAGGGACCAGUAAUAGAAAAUAUCUCGAGGCGUUGCGGCGGAUUCCUCAGGCAGCUCUCCCUCAGGGGUUGCCAGAGCAUCGGCAACAACUCGAUGCGUACCUUAGCCCAAUCGUGUCCUAAUAUCGAGGAGCUUAAUCUGAGCCAGUGCAAGAAGAUCUCGGACGCGACCUGCGCGGCUCUCAGUAGUCAUUGCCCCAAGCUCCAGCGACUGAAUCUGGACUCCUGUCCCGAGAUAACGGAUAUUUCCCUGAAGGAUCUCUCGGACGGUUGCCCGCUGCUCACCCACAUCAACCUCUCGUGGUGCGAGCUGCUCACCGACAACGGGGUGGAGGCGCUCGCCAGGGGUUGCCCGGAACUCCGUAGCUUUCUCAGCAAGGGAUGCCGCCAGCUGACGGAUCGGGCUGUAAAGUGUUUAGCGCGCUAUUGUCCUAAUCUCGAAGCAAUCAAUCUACACGAAUGCCGGAAUAUAACAGACGACGCAGUUAGAGAACUCAGCGAGCGGUGUCCACGGCUGCAUUAUGUUUGCCUGUCGAAUUGCCCCAAUUUAACGGAUGCGUCGUUGGUCACUCUGGCACAACACUGUCCACUUCUCAGUGUACUCGAGUGCGUCGGGUGCACCCAUUUCACGGACGCGGGCUUUCAGGCUCUCGCGAAAAACUGCAGACUACUCGAGAAGAUGGAUUUGGAAGAGUGCCUUUUAAUAACCGACGCCACCCUCAUUCACCUCGCGAUGGGCUGUCCAAGAUUGGAGAAACUGAGUCUGUCGCAUUGCGAGCUGAUCACUGACGAAGGUAUCCGCCAGCUGGCUCUGUCGCCAUGUGCGGCGGAACACCUAGCCGUCUUGGAGCUGGACAACUGCCCGCUCAUCACGGACGCCAGCCUGGAUCACCUGCUGCAGGCCUGCCACAAUCUUGAGCGUAUCGAGCUUUACGACUGCCAACUGAUUACCAGAGCUGGCAUACGUAGACUCAGAACCCAUCUACCCAACAUAAAGGUGCACGCGUAUUUCGCACCUGUGACCCCUCCGCCCAGCGCGGGAGCCUCGCGACCACGAUACUGUCGGUGCUGCGUCAUUCUGUGAUUCUGCCUUCAACUAACUCCGAAGUAAAUCGUCCGAUAUACCGACGGGAUUAGUGGACUCUUAUCGGUGGUCGCCGGCUAACCCGGCGAUUGUGGGACCUCUCUUUGGCGGUCACCAGAGAAAAGCGACUCUGGUCGCCGCCCGUCAUUGACAGUGAGGAAUGGGACUCGUUGUCAAUCCCAAAUCCUUAAAUCGAUUCGAGCUCCUCACGCAACGAGUGAAGUACGUCACCAUCACCAACACAGCCACUGCUGCUACUACUGCAAUUACCACUACGACCGCUGCUGCUACUAUCAUCAUUACUACUCUACUAUUACUACUAUUCUAUCACUACUACUACUUCUACUACUACUACUACCGCUGUUACUACUUACGAUUAUUUCUAUUUGUACUACGUUAUCGUGAUAGUACGCGCAUCGCUGCUAUCCCUCGGUUAUUACGUGCGGCGAGUAGUUUGCGAAGGAAAGAAAUUCUCAGGUUUCCUUAGUGAUAUUGUUUCUGUGAUGAUCCUAAUUUGGCGUCACGCUUGUCCGCGGUUAAGGCACGACGGCGCGCUUUCUCAGCCUCUAUUCACUCGCGCGAUACCCGUGUACACGCCGAGCGACGUAUAUUUGAAAGGCGCGGCUUCUUUCGAUUAGAGACGCGCUCUCGCGUGUGGAUACGCGCGCCGUGUAUUUUAGCUAGCGAGCUCUACGCAAGCAGCAUGUUUAUCGAUUCAUGUCGGUCGAUAAGCACAAGAUACUUAUUUUGAGAUAUGCGUAAAUAUCUUAUAAAUAUAUUAAACUGUGCGCCCGCGCGACGACGGGCGCUACGAGCAGGACUUUAGCAGCGACGGGGGGAGAGUGGCGGCGGGAUGGCGAGAGUCCGGUAUAUAAUUACGUGGGGAUUGUAUCCGAAGAAAAUUCACUUCCGCACACACACACAUCCCGCGCGGGCGUAGUGAGUGUACGUGCGUAUGUGUAUGCGCGUGUGUAACCGUAGCAGUUUCUCAACGAACACUGCCUCUAAUGCUAUUGAUAAACGAGAGAAAAGGGAAAAAAGUAAAAAAAAAAGAUACGAAGAAAAAAAAAGAUAAACACGGUAUAGCGACCGCGAAUCGAAUCUCGUCGUGAUAUUAGGAUAUUACUAUCGUUUUAUCGUGUAGUGGAACGCGAAACGUCAACACGUUAUAACGCGAACGUUUCGGUUCGGGAAAAGUAAAUAUAUAAAAAAAAGUUUCUUCUCGGUGUCUGUUUAAAAGGAAAAAAAAACGAAAAAAAGAAAGAAAAAAGUAUUAAUGAUCGCGCAUACACGAUUUACCGAGCGACACCUACGAAUUUCUUUCCUUUCGUAAGAGAAUGCGUGUCGCGGAGACUCCUAUAAUCGCCGCAAUUCUCAAGGGCGCACAAUUUUCAACGACGGAAAUUUCGACGUAUCAUUGUGAUUGUGGACACUCGAGGUAGAAAUGAGAGAGAGAGAGAGAGAAAGAAAGAGGAAGAAGAUAAGAAAGGGAGAGAAGGAGAAAGAGAGAGACGCUCGAGUAACGUCUUUCAGGAAACUCGCGGUGGAGACUACCGCUGAUUGGCGUGUCAGCGGUGGCACGCGAGAAAGAUGCAUUUUAAUAUCGAUUCGCGGACAGACGGUAUUCCGUCCGCGAGUCGUAACCUACGAAUACCCACGUACAUAACGUAAAAGAAAAAAAAAGUAUCACCUUUUCUCCUCGACAGGCUCCGGACAUCUUUCCCCUUUUAUUUUUCUUUUCUCUUUUAUUUCCUUAUUUUUUGCGUCUUUUUUUCCUUUUUUUUUAACUUGUCAUGGACUAGGAGAGCACAGACUGACAAACGAAUCAAAGCGUUAAUGUGUUAAAAAUCGAUUAACUUCGCGCUGGCGGCGCGAGCACGCCGGCGGCUGGUUUUUACUUUUUAAGCCUAGGUUAAAACGUGUAUAGCGGCGGUGUAAACGAAGCCACACGCCACGGACGUAUCGCGAAGCGGUAAUCUGCGAUCUCCUGCGAUUUACGCGAACUGACCCCGGAUACUCCGUGACAGUACAGUGACGAUGUGCCCGAUGGUGAGAAACAAACUAAAACAAACGAAACGAAAGGGAGACAAAGAAGUUGACAUAGAAAGAAAAAGAAAGAAAGAGAGAGAGAGGCAGAUGGACUACUAAUUCUUGACUCAGCGCGCGUGAAGUCCGACUCGCAAAGAGACCGGCGCGAUUUCUCAACCGGAUUACGGUAUUGUUCGAAGCGCGCGUAUGCGGCGCAGACGAGAGCCGACUUGCAUGACGACGGUGCCCUCGCAAAAGCGCUGCAAAGACGACGAGCAGCUUGUGUUUAAGAGACACGUUAAUAUCGACGGCUCAUCGAGACGGGAAACGGACAUCCCCCCCUCGGGGACUCGACGAACCCCUUGACACAUGUGAAUGGCGAUUUCCCAUACGAUUUGAUUGCGCACAGGGAGGAGAUCCCACGGCGCCGGUUUCCUCGAAGUUCUCGCGACACGGAACAUUUGGGUUCGAGUCGACAAAGUUUAUUUUGAAUAAAAGACACUCUACACACAUUGGCUAUAUAUAUUUUUAGAGGCGUAAUCUUGCCAGAUUUUUACGGGCAGGCCGAGGGACGCAGUUUGUGGAGGGUGGCCGGUGAAAGACCAAAAAAAAAUAAUAAAGAGAAACAAAAGCGGAGUGACGAAGGAGAGUAAAUGAAACACAGAGGAGAUGAGCUGAGACGAGAAGAGGGGAGAGGAGAAACGCCGGAGGCGAGAGAGACAACAUUUCCAAGCGGUCCAGUUUCGAAGUGCAAUAUCCGCUAGCGAGAGACGCACCUCGUUUUCCUUCCUCUGUCUUUGAUUCGUGGUAUCGCGAACGUGCGAACCCGACUAAUACGACGCAUGGCGUGUGCCGUUGCAUUGAGAAAAGGACAGCGAGGAAGAGAGAGAAAGAGAAAGAAAGAGAAGAGAGAGAGAGAGAGGGGGGAGGGGACGGGGACAGGAAGGAAGAAGUAUCGACUGUUAAUCCUUGGUAGCGUGUAAGAGACGUACCGCGUAUACAUAUAUUGAGCAUAGCGUGUCACAGAAAAUAACGGAUGCGGCAACCUAGAUAUAUACACCAGUAAAAAUAAAUAUAUAGAUAAGAUAUGUUUUAUACGCUGCAUGUCAUCCCUAGUGGAAUAACGUGAUCAUUGUAACGUAUCGUUCGAAGUCAAGUUAAUAAUUAAGCAAUGUACGUUACUCGCGCACGAUGACGUAAGCCGCGGCGGUACACACCGCAGCCCGCGAUGCGCGGACGAGGGGGAUGUUCCCGCCGCGAUACCGUUGCGCGAAUCUCAACGCGAGAGAACGAGCGCGUCGCGCGCUCUCUCUCCUCCCUCCCUCCCUCGUAGGAGGGCGUCUCGGCGCGGUCGUUCCUCACCCCGCGCGGAUCGCAUCGAUCGCUCUCCGCGAUUCUCUCCGCUCGUCGAAGGGAGAAGGGCGAAUCCAAGUUACGCGAUCGCGUAACUUCCAUCGACGCAGGAAGACUCGACGGGCUCUCGCGCGAGAAACCCCGCGACGGUUUCGCGCGAGAGACGAAGAGAUAGGGAGAGAGCGAUCGGUCGAUCGAUCCCGGCCGAGUCGCGCCGCUGUCGCUCGAGCGCGAGCCAAGCUCGAGAUACAAAAAGUCAAUCGCAGUGCCUGAAAUGUAACAAAGCUAAUCUGUAUCUGAAAAAAAAAAAAAAGAGAAAUUGUCGUUGACGCGCGGUUACCGUUCGCCGCGGGACGCGAGCUCUCCCCCGCGCGACAGGUCGUAACAAUGUAUUGUUUGGCUGAACCUAAGCUUGACUCGGCGCCGGGGCGUCAGCGGACGGGAUCCUGGACACGGUGGGAGCUUCGCGGGCGGAAACUCCUCGCAGAGACGUCCUCGUCGCGUCGGUCGUCGUUAUUAAUGAAUUCAGUAUCGCCAUCAAGCAGUGAAUUCGAUGGCGAUCGUCGUUGCGCGACCAGGACGGCGACGCGAACGAGGACGAGACGCGAGAGAAGAGUCUCGGGAAUCCCGGAGACCACGAACGUGCGGAAAUUGCUGACGAUUUUCAGAUCGUGACAUCCGUCUGAAUAUCUGUAAACUGAGGAGGGGAGGGAAGGAGAGUGAAGAGGGGCAGAGUACCAUCACCUUUCGAUGAUCGCCACUUACAGUUUAAUCGAUUGUAAUAAUCAUCCGCAGUUGUGAGCGUUGAAACGUGUUGUAACGAUAAUUAAGGGGAUAAGAGAUCGAAGCGUUGAUGCCGAGUGAUCGAGCAAUUGUCUGGCUGUGUAAGUAGAAUAGGAAGAGAAAGAAAGAGAGAUAGAGUGAACGAGAGCGAGCGAACGAGAGCGAGAGAGAAACGCGAGCGAGAGUAAAAGGAGUGAAAGGGCGAGAGGGUGUGAAAGAGAGACAAAGAUUGAGAUAUUAAUCGAAGUCAGCGAAAGUAUUCUGGUACCCGUUGCGUGUUUCGACGGAUUGACACCACGGUCAGUCUCGUGAUAGCGCGACACAAACCGAUUCGUCGUCGUCGGAUCGGAUCGAAUCGGGUCGGGUCGAGUCGGGCGGAUCGGCCGUUAUUAUUGAGAGAGCGUCUUCCGUUUGAGAGACAACGGAGGACUCCGACAACAAAAAAAAAACGAAAGACAAAACAAAGAAACAGCAAUGUUCUACGUACAACAA
Messenger RNA from Odontomachus brunneus, 6329 nucleotides. Its product is annotated as F-box/LRR-repeat protein 20. The record is from RefSeq and is a predicted model, not a curated record. Bases 144 to 1673 code for a protein of 509 amino acids. Gene Ontology annotation, biological process: SCF-dependent proteasomal ubiquitin-dependent protein catabolic process. Lineage: Eukaryota; Metazoa; Arthropoda; Insecta; Hymenoptera; Formicidae. The transcript has 9 exons. Gene Ontology annotation, cellular component: SCF ubiquitin ligase complex. Gene Ontology annotation, molecular function: protein binding.